AUGGAUUCACUUCAUGCGAGGGUUUCAACAUGUACACCCUCCGCUAUGGAUAAGGGUUUUAAUGCCCCGCGAGCGCAUAGUAAUAUUGGCAAGGUCAAUGCGACGCCUCUUAAAGCCCACGUAAACGUUGGAACAUGCCCAGAGCUUUUUCAUUCUAAGAUUGAUCGAGAGCGUCGAAACGCACUACCAAAGAAGGUACACCCACGCUUGCGAAGCGUGUCAUCACAGCCAUCAUUACCUCGUACAGCCCCGUCAGCUACGUUAUCGUCCCCGUUAUCGGCCCAUGCCAAGACAAGCGGCCGAAAAACGUUUGCAGAGACUCCAAGAACAAAGCAUGAAUGGUCUUCUGAGACAGGCUUCUUCAUAUGUGCUAACACUAUGCAUGCCUCUGUCGCGGAACCAGAGCCACUAAAAUCAAUACCCUCGCUCCUACCCCCUGGCAAGAUUUCCGAGCCAGUAUCAAGACCUUUCUCUGUUCGUGCAAGCACCGACAAGGUAAAUAAACCUGUUCGUGUACAUGUUAAUCAACGGUCUGGACCAAAAAUGUUGCCAUCAGCCUUGUCGCCAAAGCAGGCAGUGUCCACGGCUUCUAAACAGAAUGUUCGUCAUGUGUCUUUGUACCCGCAGCAAAACUCCGACAAGGUCCAAAGUGCCUCGCGCUCUCCCUCGCAUGAAACAUACCAUACGGGGUGCGGUCCAACUACAAGCGCCUCUCUUGCUCAAGCAAGCUUUAUGAAAGAUCAACAGGAACAUAAAUCAGCGCCAUCCCCUAUCCCGUUUCCAGUGCUGGGUAUGCGCACGGCGCCGGCCGCAUCCAUGUUACCUAGCGAUGCUAGUAGUGCGUGGACUGAUCAUAAGAAUCAAUCAGCCCCUGGGACGCUAUCACCACUUAGUCUCAACCACAGGAUGCAUAACGAGUUGUCUCUUACAUCGUCAACACCAAAUGAAUUGACAAUGGAAGAAGCCUCACAUAUCCUUGAUGCAAGGCAUGCUCGAAAACUCCUUGAUCUCGAAAUAUCGAACAAGAGUCUUCUGGCCAUAAAUGCGACUUUGGAAUCAAGUAAGGUAAAGCUCACAAAAGAGUUACGCGAACUGCGACACAAUAUGUUGGUAGGAAAGACCAACUCUGAAGCAAAUCAUGGAGAACAAAUAUCAGGUUCCAUUCGAACCUCAUUAGAUGAAUUACUCCAUCCUAUGUCUGGUGCAAACGAGAAGGAUAGUCUCGGUGAGGAAGUGUUACGUAUCUAUACUCAACAGGACCAAGAAACGGAUACGAUCUACAGACGCUGUUGCGCAAAAAUUGAUGAAUUGCUGAAGGAAGCACGUUCCGCGAUACUGGCAAAGCCAGUUCCAGACGCAGCUCCGGGCGGGAAAAUUCUUCACCCCUCAGAGUUGCGACAUGAUACACUGGAUGAUACCCCUGUAAAUGCUACUUUAACUGAAGGUCAUUUGAUGAUGAGAUUAAAGGAUAACUUGUAA
Malassezia restricta is the source of this 1479-nucleotide messenger RNA. RefSeq lists its product as uncharacterized. The coding region runs from base 1 to 1479 and encodes 492 amino acids. Lineage: Eukaryota; Fungi; Basidiomycota; Malasseziomycetes; Malasseziales; Malasseziaceae. The transcript has a single exon. The record is from RefSeq and is a predicted model, not a curated record.